Molecule: messenger RNA, 1618 nt
Organism: Medicago truncatula (barrel medic)
Lineage: Eukaryota; Viridiplantae; Streptophyta; Magnoliopsida; Fabales; Fabaceae
Product: F-box/FBD/LRR-repeat protein At4g00160
Exons: 3
Coding region: 242-1456 (404 amino acids)
Molecular function (GO): protein binding
Source: RefSeq, a predicted model, not a curated record
AUUAUUUUAUUUUUGGCGAAUCUUUGGUUUGUCUAUACAGUAUUAAAUCAUAAACCUACCAUUGAAUCCUUUCAUCUGGGUUUAUUCAAAAUCAAAAGGGGAUUAGGGUUUGCAGAGAAAGGGAUUAGUCUUGUUCAACCAACCACCGAUCCAAAAUUCAACAAAGGUCCAAACUCUGUCUGUCUCCCAGAGAGUUCAAAGGCAAUCAUAUCAUCAGAUCCUGGUUUUACAAUCAACUGCGAUGUCCAAGUCGAAGAAGCAACGAUCAUGGAUUCCAACAGAAAAGUGCGACAGGGUUAGCUCCCUUCCAGACUCAAUUAUCUGUCAUAUUCUCUCCUUUCUCCCAACCAAAGACACUGUCGCCACAAGCAUCCUCUCAAAGAGGUGGAACCCAUUGUGGCUCUCAGUCUUCACCCUCGAUUUCACCGAGCACACCUUAGCCCCUAUUUGUCGUCGUGUACGCUCAGUCAUGCUAUCACGUGACAACACCCUGCCAAUCAGAUCAUUCCGCCUCAAAUGUUGUGUGGUAUCAUACAACGAACCCAACAAUGUCGCUCGACUUAUUAUUGCAGCAAUACAAAGACAAACUGAAACCCUUGAACUAAGUAUGUAUUUUUAUCCUUUAGACAUGAAAUUAGCUUCCAAAAUAUUCACCUGUAGGACGCUUACUGUUCUCAAAUUAAACAACCUUACAAUCGUUGACAAAAUUCCUCAGAUAACUAAUAAUACUAUUUCACGGCUCAAAACUCUCCACUUAGAUUGUGUUCAUUUCAUGACUCGUACGCUUAUCAUUGACUUUCUCUUUUCCUUUCCCAUUCUAGAGGAAUUGCGGGUAAAUAAUGAUCUAUUUAUUAUAGAGGAAACGUUAGUAAAUCAUCCAUUUAACCUUACUUAUAAUAAUGCUGUUCCAAUAAAAGCAGACAAGAUCAAAUGCUUGCCCAAUUUGGUGACAGCCAAGCUUUAUGAUAGCGAACCUAUUCCUCUCUUCUUGCUUUCCAGUGCAGUCAGUCUCAGUAUAAAGAUGACAUGGACCCACUAUGUCCAGGUCCCCAUUUUUUACAAUCUAACUCAAAUGGAGCUAUUCUCUAACUUAGCUGGUAAAAGUUGGCCUAAGAAGUGGACGUGGAUGCUAGAAAUGCUUCAAAACAGUCCAAAGCUUCAACAUCUUAUCAUUUACGAGGAGAUUGAAAAUAGGAUAGACGAUGAUGAUGACGACAUUUGGGAGGACCCAAAAAUUGUUCCGGAAUGCCUUUCAUCUAAGCUCAAAACUUGCCUGUUUAAAAAUUACAGAGGCAAAAAGUGCGAGCUUCAAUUUGCAGAUUAUGUUAUGCGCAGUUCAAAAGUAUUAACCAAGAUGACAAUUCACUGUGUCUGUUCCACAGAUAUAAAUGCAAAGUACCAGAUGUUACAGAAAUUGUCUUUGUGUCUAAGGGGAUGUAAACUUAUCUUUGAAUGAUAAGGGUAGGCUAGGAUCUAUAUAAUUAUAUAUCGUGAGUCGAUGGUGUUUGUAAGACAAUAACUCUGCCUUAUUUUGCCCUCUAUGUCGUAUACGUUUUCAAUUAUGUAUUGGUUUUCAUGCAACUAAAAUCCAUUCUUGCUCCUCUCGACUUUUACUUUU